Messenger RNA from Poecilia reticulata (guppy), 13073 nucleotides. It is a transcript of the gene rab44, whose product is annotated as RAB44, member RAS oncogene family. Lineage: Eukaryota; Metazoa; Chordata; Actinopteri; Cyprinodontiformes; Poeciliidae. Gene Ontology annotation, molecular function: GTP binding; GTPase activity. The record is from RefSeq and is a predicted model, not a curated record.
GUUCACGUUAUCGUUGCUGCAGUUUGCGGUCCAAGUGCUUGCUAUAAGCUCUUUGUUUAUAUUGAAUUUGCCACGUUUCUGAACUUCACCUGGUAUAUUUUCAAGAAACAAGCAUUCCAUAAGCUAUCCCUGCUCGUAUAUACUUGUAUAGCAUGAUUUCCUUAAUGCGUUGCACAACCUUUUCUGCUUCAGGCACAUUUUUUUUUAAAGGUCAAUUCAGGGCAUCAAGAAGAUAAAAUAUUUUGAGUGUCAAAGACUGAAUGUUUGUGGCUUAAAAUCAGGUACUAGAAAAUUAUGCCAAAUCAAUAACUGUGUUCUCUAACACUGACAGUUUAAAAGCUGAAACACAGCAGCCAGCAACACGUAAAAUCAGAAUGAACAGAAGAAAGUUGGCAUCGAGUCGAAGAGGCAAAGGGAAACCGCGUGUAAAUGACGCAGAAACACAGCCAGAUGUUGAAUCUAGAGAGGGUGUUCAGGAUGAAGCCAGUGGUAAGGAACAUCCAGAAACACACGGGUCUGCAACAAAGCAGCCUAAAGUGCAGGAAGAAGUAGCUCAAGAGAGUGAGCGUGACAUGACUGCGCCACAAACUACCUUCUUGGUCUCUGCCUCUACAGCUGAGUACUCUGAGGAUAAAACUGGCACGUCAUGCCCAGAAGACGUCAAACACAUUUUAGACUCCAAAGAUGUCAGUAUGCAGCCUUUUAAAAAAGAGACCAAGCUGGAAGUCAUUGAGAGUAGCAACACUCUUCAAAGUGAGGAAGUCAAUGAAAAUCUGCAUGACCGUCUCCCUGAGCUCACCAGUUUAAGUGCUUCUGCAUCAGAUCAACAGACGAUCAGCAAACAUUCAGAAGAUUUUAAUCUGUGUUCUGUGGCUGAAUUAAACAGCAGCAAGACAGAUGACUCAGGCUUGUUCAGACAAGAUGGGCGUUUACACGGCAACUUUUCAGUAUGUGAGUCACGUGUUAAUACAUCUAUCACGCCUCAGAUUAUUGCAGAUAACGCCUUCAGAGAAAACAUUCAAAUUAACGAUGGUGUUGAACAAGAAACAUUUUUAUUUCAAACAGAGGAGUUGCCUACAAGUAAAGACGAUAAACACUGUACACCUAAAGUCAGAGAUGCCAAGCUGUCACAGGAGGUUGAAGACAAUCAGUAUGAUCAAAAUAAGUUGACACAAGAGCAAGUCGAGCAUGAAAAGCAUAACUCCACUGAAGAUCUACUGUAUGACCACAAAGAUUACGGUUCUUACUUUGGACACCAGAAAUCUGAAUCCGAUAGUUACCAACGUUUGUUUCUGGUGAAAAGCACUGCAGACAAACAGGAUGUUUUGACUACAACAGAAGAAACUUCUUUGGACCGGAUGGAUCAUAGUAGUCUUGUGGGGGAUAACAUACAAACUCUUCCAUCAGACUUUAAGGCUACUACAGAGCCUCAGCUUCUCAACAGUUCUCUGACCACAGAUGACCAUACCAAGGCGGGUUCCAGCUCUGGUGCUACUAAAAGAAAAUUUGGAUCUAGUCGUAAAAGUAAAGGAAGACACGUUAAAGACUCUAAAGAGGAUAUUUUAGAAAAUACUCUGAACAAUGAAUCUCUUGAAACACCAACUGUAUUGUCAGAAACACAGGAGACACGGCAUGAAGAAGUGAGUGAUGUCACUGCUGCUGACACAGUCUUGUCUCUUUCAAAUAGAGGCACAGUUUGUUUGGUAUUGCCACAUGAUCUUUCUUCUGAAUAUCCUGAGCCAGACACAUACAGUUUGACAUUAACAAGUGAAAGUCUUCAAAAAGGUCAAGACAAAACAAAUUCAGACAUUUUAGCUGAAAUGGUUGAAAAAACUGAUGUAUCCCAGCUUGAGGUGGAUCAAUCUGACAUUCUUCACAGUGAGGAACCCAUAGAUUCUCUUUCAGAGGAUUUUCCAACAAAUCUGCAGAAUGUUGAGUUUCAUCCAACUCCAAUGCAAGAAAUCCUGCAAAUUCAGCAUUCAUCUGAAAUUAUUCCAGAUUAUGUUACAGAACAUUUUGUAAACAUUUCUGAAAAUCUAAAUGUCCGACCUGAAAUGUCUGAGUCUGCUGGGAAAAGCACUGAUAAUGUUGCCGCCAAACAGCAAGAGCAUCAAACAGAGGAAAACAUCUUGGAAUAUACACAUAGUGUGGAACAGAAAAAUGAGAGUUAUGAUUUACAUGAUGCAAAUUCUUUACAAAUCAGUAACUUGGAAAAGUCAAACUCUACUCCUACUCAGGUUUAUGAGUUUAAAAAAGGAGUAGAGGAUGCAGACCAAAUGUAUCACCAGGAGAAAGGAUUCUUUGAAAUAGGGGAGGAAAACACUGUUUUGAUUGACUCACAGCCUCAAGAAACCCCUGGGAUUGUAGAUGAUCAAACUAAAGGCUUGUAUAGCAGUGGCAGCAGAAGGAAACUGGGGUUUGGCCUUAAAAGUAGGGGGAAACAAGAUAAAGGCUGUAAAGAAGAGGUUAGAGAAAAGACCAGUGAUGAAGAAACCACACAGAUUUUAGAUACUAAGAUUAUGAGCCAAGAAGAAAUGAGGCUAGACAUUUUGCCAGUGUCAUAUGACAGCCCAAUUAUUUCAAUCUUUGCUCCUGGCCAUUCCUUAGAGGAUCCAGAGAGUUUGAUUCCAGGAAGUGUAAAUAUUCCAGAAAGUGGGGAAAACUCAGAAACAGACAUCAAUAUGGAUUUAUCUGAUAAAUCAUGGGGAGAGACUUUGGAGCAUCAGUCUGACACUCAUAAGAGUAAAUCAGGGAGUCUUCAGACUAAGGAAGUCUCUGAUCCAGAUGUUGAUAUGAGAAAAAGUCAACACGAGGCGCUACAAGAACCAGAACCUCAGCAAAAAGAUUGCACUGUUGCUGGUCAGGUGGAGGAAGUUGGAGUCUUUGUGGAAGAUACCAAACACGAUCCUUCUAACCCUCUACUUCAGGACAAUUCUCUGAGCACACAUGAGCAAACUGACACUGGCUUCAGAGGGAGCAGAAGAAAACUGGGGUCCAGCCGGAGAGAAAAAGGAAGACAGCAGGGUGAAAUACCUCAACAGGAAGUUUUAGAAAGUACAAGAGAUGAUGAAAUACACGAGAGACAAACAAUGUUGAUACAGGAAGAACUAACUGAAGACAGUGAACCCAGGACUACCACUUCAGUUUCAGAUAACUCAUUGUUUCCUAAUUCUCCACUUGAUCAGUCUUUUAAGGAACUGAGCUGUGUGCCAACAAAAUACUCUGAAACUGACUUGGAGGAUAUAAGUGUGAACAGUGAAAAUUUUCAGAAAAUUCAAAAUGAAAGCAAGUUAGACACUGAAAAUGCAGUGGAUGUCUCUCAGCGAGCCAUGGAUGAAUUUGAGGACAAUUUAGAUGUUGUUGCAGGAGAUAAAGAAAUCAUGGAUGGUGGACAUUCAGAUAAUACUGUAAAACAAGAUAAGAAAAAUGAGGACCCACUAAAAGACUCUGAAGGAAAUCUGGAAUUGGAUUACGAAUCUGAGAUUGUGGCACAUGAUAUUUCUAAAUAUCCAGAAACAGUUUUGGGAGGCUUGGCUGAUCAAGCUAAAGUCACCAGCAAUAUUCAUUCAGAGCUCACUGUGAAAAGUACAGAGGAUUCUGCUACCAAACACAAACUUAUACUUAUUGAAGACCAACAAAACACAUGUUUCACAGCAGAAGGAAAUGUGGAGGCUUUAGACCAGACAAGUAAGGAUGGCCACCUGUACGAUUCGAAGGAAACCUCGAUCAGCAAUCCAGUUGGAGUAAGCGCUAAUCUUGGUCAGAUGGAUAAAGGUCGGAGCCUUGUAGAAGGUAGUGAACACAACCCUACUGACACCGAUCUUCAGGACACUUCUCUGACCACAGAUGAGCAAAAUGAUGCUGAGCUUAGCUUCAAAGGGAACAGAAGAAAACUUGGAUCUAGUCAUAGAAAAAAAGGAAGACAAGAUGCUAAAGAAUCUAAACAGAAAGUUUUAGAAGAUAAUGGCGGAGAAAAAGCCUUUGAUACAUCACCAAUGAUGUUAAAAGUAAAGACGUCUGAGCAGGAAGAACUAAGCAAAGCCAGUGAGGAAGACAUCUUUUGGUCACAUAGCAUCUCCAUGUCACAUGUUCUUUCUUCUGAGAAUCAAACCUCUGAGGUAACAGAAAGGCCCGGCACACACUUGAAAGGUUUAAUUAUGAAAUGUGAAAAUCAUCAAGAAGAUAUAGACAAAAACAAUUUUAAUGUUUUGGUUCAAGAUGGUAAACAAUCAGAGGAUUUAUCAUUGAGUCAAUAUAAAGCUCUCCCUCAAGAUACUAGAGAUACUGGUUUAGAGGACGUUAUGGUGGCACACCCAGAAGAAGUUCAUUCACUAACAAUGCAAGACAGUCUUCAAAUGGGAUAUUCUUCUGAAACUUCAACUAAUAUUAAUCAAACAUUUGACAUUAUGUCUGAAAAUCUGACUGGACAAAAUGAAAGGUCUCAGCUCACAGUAAAAGGUAAUGAUGAUUUUACAGAAAAACAGGAAGAAUGUCCUACAGAAGAAAUGAUCUCAGAGACUCUAAAUCUGCAAAGUGGAGAAAUUGUACAGGAUGACACAAAACUCAAGGUUGAUCAAACAUUUCACGAGGAGAAGGAAGGAAUGUUCUGUGAAAUGGAGGAAAACAAGCCUGUGUUGUCAAACUUUCAAAUCGAAACAGUUUCUUUGGCUCCCAAGCCUCAGGAAACGUCUGAUAGCACAGAAGAGCAAAUUAACACAGACUUACCCAGUAGUGCCAGCAGACGAAAAUUGGGAUCCAGGCGUAAAGGUAAAGCAAGACGGCAAGUUAGCGAAUUUACAGAUGAGGUCAAUGAAAGGACCAGAGUAGACGAAGUAGAUGAAACCCACAGAACAACACAGAUCUCAUUAGAUACAAAGACUAUCAGCCACGAAGAAAAAAGACAAGACAUGGAGCAGGAUGCAACCUUCUUGGUUUCUAAUGACAACUCAUUUUUAAUGUUUGCUUGUGGGGAUUCAUCUGAAGUUCAAGACCCAAUACAAAAGAACCAUCCUGAGGUUGAUCUGGACAGUUUAAUUCAAGGAAUUGUAAAUUGUCCAAAGAAUCAAAAUCAAUCUGAGUUUCUGCAGGGUAAAGACAAGAUGCUUCAGAAUAAAGAAGUCAUGAGCCCUGAACAUUCAGACAAUGCUGUAAUACAAGCUCAUGAACAUGACGACACACCAACAGACAUAGAAAGAAGUCUGCAAAUGGAUUCCUCAUCUGAAACUGUCACACAUGGUGCUCACAGCUCAAUGUUUGCUCCUGGGCAUUCAUUUGAAUUUCAAAGCUCAAUGGGGAGCAACCAUCCUGAGACUGACCUGAAGAGCUUAAUUAAAAAAAAUAAGCCAGGUGAUCAUGAUGGAAUAGAUUUAUCUGAUAAUUCGGAGGAAGACCCAUUAUUGGAUAAAUCUGACAUUCUGCAGUGUAAAGACAGGGCUCUUCAGAAUAAAGUCAUUGGUGGUGAGCUUUCAGAUAAUCCUGUAAAACGUGCUCAGGAAAAUGAGGAUCUGCCAACAAACAUAGAAGGAAAUCUGGAAAUGGAUUACACACCUGAAACCAUGGCACAUGAUGUUCCUAAAUAUCCAGAAACUGCUUUGGAAGGAGUGACUGACCAAGCUGAAACCAGCAGUAAAAUUCAUUCAGAGCUCACAUUGCAGCAUACAGCGGAUUCUGGUACAGAACAGGAACUACUACCUGCUGAAGACCAACAAAACCUGUGUUCCACAACAGAAAGAAAUCUAGAGGCUUUAAAUCAGACAAGUAAGGAUGAGCACCUGUAUGAUUCAAAGGAAACAUCAAUCAGCGGCCCAAUUGGAGUAAACACCACCCUUGUUUACAUGGAUGAAGGUGGGACCCUUGAAGAAGGCAGUGAACACAACUCUAACGUUAAGGACAGUUCCCUCAGCACAAAUGAACAAACAAAUGAUGGCUUCAGCUUCAAUGGGAAUAGAAGAAAACUGGGGUCUAGUCGUAGAACUAAGGGAAGACCAGGUUUUAAAGAAUCCAAGCAGGAAGUUUUUGAAAGUCACAGAAGCGAUGAAACUUCCCAGACCCCAACAAUAUCAAUAGAAACAAGGGGAUCAGAGCUUGAAGAGCUGAGUGAAGAUAUUGAACAUAAAAUUAUUCUGUCUCUUUCACAAGACUUGUCUUCAGUAUCACCACCCAUUCUUUCUUCUGAGAAUCAGAGCUCUGUGUUAAAAAAUGACUCUGACACAAACCAGCAGAUUUUAAUUCUUAAAAAUGAACAUUUUGGAGACGAAGGUGAAAGAAAGUCAGCGGCAGAAGUUGAAAUGAUUGAGAAAUCAAUGAAUGUUCUACAACAAAAGGUGGGUCAGGCUGACACUGUUCACAGCAAAGACACCAGAGAUGCUGAACCAGAGGAUGCUCUUAGGGAAGAGGAGAACAUCGAGUUUCACCCAACUCAGAUGCAAGAUAGCAUUCAAACUGAAUGUUAUUCUGAAACUGUUGUUGGCAAAGUUUCAGAAAAUGAGGAAGUUAUCCCUGAAAAUCUGACUGAUCAAACUGGAGUGUCUGAGCUCAGUGUGAAAGCAACUGAUGAUUCUGCAACAAAAGAGGAAGCAUAUUCUGUAAAGAAAAAUUACCCAGAUAACUUAGAUGUGAAAAAUGACGAUUCUGGAGUGUUUGAUGACAACAAACCACAGAUCACUGACUUAGAAAAAACAGAUGCUCCGACUCAGAUGAAUGAGUUCGAAGGGAGAGUAUCUGAUGAUACAAAACCUAACACCGGUUUUGUAGUUGAUCUUGAAACGGAAGGACUCUGUGAAAUGAAAGAGAACAGCUCUGCUUGGUUAAAUGCUGAAACAGAUAUGGUUUCUUUUGACUCCCAGUCUCAUGAAUUUUCUCAGAAUGUUGAUGAACAACUGAACAAGGGCAUUUAUAAUACUGGCAACAGACCAAAACUGGGUUCCAGACGAAUAAUUAAAGGAAGACACCAAGUUAAAGAGUCUGAAGAAGAGGGUAAAGAAAAUACAUGGGGAGAUGAAACCCUGGACAUAUCUGAAACAAAGAUGGCACGUGAGGAACUAAAGCAAGACUUUUCGUCACCUGACAGCUCAGUGCUUGCUCCUGGCAAUUCAUCUGAUGUUCAAAGCUCAAUGUUAAACAACUAUUCUGAAACUGACUUGAAGAGUUUAAUUCAAGAAAGCCAUUCAGAAGAUCAAGAUGAAUCAGAAACAGGUAAUGUUGAGUUAUCUCAUAAAUCAGAAGAAGACACUUUAUUGGAUAAAUCUGAUGUACAAGAAAGUAAUGAUCAGACUCUUCAGAGUAAAGUUAUGGGCCCAGGAUGUUUAGAUAAUGCUGAAAAACAAGCUGAAGAACAUGAGAACUUACCAGCAGACGUAGAAGUAUGUCUGCAAAUGGAUUAUACGUCUGAAACUGUGGCACAUGAUAUUCCCACAUAUCCAGAGAGUGAUUUGGGAAAUAUGAUUAGCCAAGCCGAAAUCAUCAACCAUAGCCAGUCAGACCUCACCACAAAAAGUUACGCUUAUUCUAAUACCAAAGAGGAACUUCUACCUGCUGAAGACCAACAAAACCUGUGUUUCACAACACAAAGAAAUUUGGAGGCUUUAGAUCAGACAAGUAAGGAUGAGCACCUUUUUGAUUCAAAGGAAACAUCGAUCAGCAACCCAGUCGGAGUCAACAGUACCCUGAGUCAGGUGGGUGAAGGUGGGAGUCUUGUAGGGAGUACUACGCAAAAUCCUAAAAAGACCAAACAUCAGGAUAAUUCUCUGACCACAGAUGAGCAAACUGAUGCUGGCUUACGUGGGAGCAGAAGAAAGCUGGGGUCUAGCCGGAGAAAAAAGGGAAGACAACAGGGUGAAGAAUCUCAAGAGGAAGUUUUGGAAAAUACAAGCGGUGAUAAAACCUUUGAAAUGCCUGUAAUGUCAUUAGACACAAAGACAGUAGAGAAGGAAGAACAGAGAGAAGAAACUAAGCAUGAAAUUAUCUUGUCUGUUUCACAAGACAGCUCCAUGUCUUUAAUUUCUCCAAUUAUUUCUUCUCAUGAUCAGAGCACCUCUGUGCCAACAAAUUAUCCUGAUGAAGAUGUGCGGAGUUUAACUCUGACAAAUGAAAAUCUUCAUAAAGAUGUAGAUGACAGAAAAUCUGAUGUUUUAACUUCACAUGAGGGAAAACAAAAUGUUUUCCAUGGAGAGCCCAGAAAUGCUGUUUCAGAAAAUGAUGUGCAUGAAGAAAUUCAUUCAACACAAAUUCAAGACAGUAUGCAAACUGAUUCAGAUAAAAUCUUUGCAGGUGAUGCUACAGAGAAUGUUGAUAUUAUUUCCAGAGCUCUUGCUGACAAAACUGAAGAGUCUGAGCUCAACAUGAGCAGUAUUGAUGAUAUUACGUCAUUACAGGAAGCAUGCCCUUCAAAAGAAAGCAUCCCAGCAAAUGAAGAAACAAUCCAGCAGGAUGUGCAGCCCAACACUGAUCAUAUAGUUAAUCAGAACAGUGAAGGACUCUUCCUUCAAAUGGAGGAAAACAAAUUUGCUAUGUCAAACUUGCAGUCAGAAAACGUUUCAUCAGGUUCCCCUCCUCUGGAAUCCUCUGAGCGUGUACAACAGACAAAAGUGGAUUUCCACAGCAGAAGAAAACUAGGAUCCAGUCGUAGAAAUAAAGGCAGGAGCAAGCCAAAUGAUGCAAGUAUGAAUGAACUUGGUGAAGAAACAACAGAGACAGUAGCACAGGGCCAGGAAACUUUAAUGGGAAUUGUGCUGGAUGAAACGGAGGAACAUAACUCUUCUCAGAACAAAGAUGCAAAUAUUAGUACUUCUAUUUGCACGACUGUAGGCAUGCAGCUGUCACCCAUUGUUGAUCAAGAGGAUAGUGACACAUCAUGUUGCACGCAGAUUACAGAUAGGGAACUACCCAAACACCACAGCAGAGAUCAUGAUGAAAACAGAGAGCUGCAGGAUGGAAACUUACAGGAAAGCACAUCAUUGCCUGAACCACAUGCAGGUCCUCCCCCAGCCGAAUUGCAUGCAGAACACAACAGUAGCUGUGAACAUACAGAACCUGAAAAUGGGGAAGGGGAUGCUUUCAAGAAAGCUUUUGAACAGGAGACCGAGCUUGAACAGAGCCAAAAGACGCUUGAAACAGCUGAAAAAGAGAGAGAUGAUUUUACAGAAUAUCCUGAGACAUUUUCCAGAAACUUGUUCAGUGAAAAUGAAAAGAAUGCAGUGAAUGAGAAAACUGAAAUAUUGCAGCCAUAUAAAAAUGUACAGAGUGAACAGCUUAGUGAACCACCAGAAAGAACCACAGAAAAAGGGAGCAACAUGCAAAAUGCUCAAGUUGAGUACAGCAUUGAGCAAGGUGCUGUUUCAUCGCCACAAGAGAUGUUUUAUACUGAUGGGGAAGAGCAUCGGCACAUCAUCUUAUCUAGAGCUGCAGAAACUCAUUAUUUACUUGAUGUUCAAAGUAAGGAACAGAAAGAGCAGAUUAAAACAGGACAAACGCAAGAAAUGCAUCAGAUCUCAUUUCUAAAUGACAAGUCACUCAGAGAAACAAUGCAGUCAGAUAAAGAUGUUACUUUAGACUCUCAUCCUCAGGACAUUUAUCAAGACCUCAAAGAUGACGCUCACACAGGCUUCAAAGCAUCGGGAAACAGGAGAAAACUCGGGUCAAGUCGGAGAACUAAAGGAAGAAAACAUGGCCAGGUUAAUGAGCAAAACCAAGAAAACAUAGAUGAAGCUUUAGAAAAUACAGGAGAUGAUGAAACAACAAAAAUAUUAGCUGGAAGACAGGAAGAAGUAGAAAACGUCAUAAGGCCUAAAAACUUAGCAGCAUUUAGCUCACCUGUGACUAAGAAGCUGCUGGAGGAAAACGCAGGUUUUUCACAUGAUGUUUUGGAGGACAGCACAAUUGCAAAGUCAGAUUUUAAUUCAAACUCAAACCAAAAAACAAAAGAAAAAGAUGUUAAACAUAUUGAUGAGGCUGAGGAUUCGACUGAGCUUACAGGACAUGACACAAACAAAACGGGUUUGAUGCAAUCAGGCCAGCACUCUGUGUUGAGCAGUGACUCAGAAAUGCAGAGUAUCUUAUUUCAUGAUGGCAUUUUCAGCCCAAAGUCAGAAAGUGUUUGUGUCAUUGAUCAAGAAGAAGCCUUACAGAGAGAAGCUUUAUCUUGUGAAAAAGACCCGACGGGAGCCGAAGUCCAUUUGAAAGAGACAAACAAACAGAUCGAAACAGCUGGAUUUAUAACAGAAGUCUGCAGUUCACAGGCGGAAAGCUCAAUGGAUGUGCAAAAUCCUAAAAAGGGUGAAGUGGAAGGGAAAUAUAUGUAUGCCAGCAAGCAGAAAAAUACUUCAAAUGAGUUCGUUUCUGCUUCGCAGGAGCCAGCUAUGGAUACAUCAUACGAAGGGGGAAUUUCUGCAACAGUAAACCCACUGGAGAGCCAAGGAGAAAAACCUCAAGAAACAUCAAAACAGAAGAAGAGGAAGAUUGGAUCUUCUCGCAGGACUCCAUUGAACAGAAAACGAGACGGUGAGAGACAUGAAAGAGACGAGGCAGAAGAAAGCGACUUCAGCGCAAAAGCUGAGAUGACGAAUCUGGGCGAGAUGGAGGUUGUGGGGAAAGUACUGGUGAAUGAAGAAGUGCGACAAAGUAAAGAUGUGCAACCACAACAAGAAGCUUUAUUGCAACAAGAAACUUCAGAAACCAAAACUGGUGAUGGGCUACAAAGCAGUAACAUGAGCCUGGCUUUCCCUCCUGAACAAUCUGUCACCAUAGAUCUUAUUUUAGGAACACCAAAACCAGAUGAUUUUACCAACAGUCAGACCCAAAUAUGCUCCGAGGAUACAGAAAGAAACAGUAGCUCAUUAAAUCAGCCAGUGUCUUCAAACACUGACACCCCAGGAGGGAGCUUAGAGUGUACACAAGGUGAUGAGCGCAGUCCUGAGAGCAUAGACGUAAGCCAAGUCCAAGAUGUUCAAGAUCAAAUGCCAAGUAGCACGAUUGAAAGCAUUCAGAGUCAAAAUCCUGGAAUGAGGACUGGAAGUCCGGAUUUAACUCCAACCAACAGGAGAAGAAAAAUGGGCUCCACUCGUAAAAAUCUAGGAACACGGACCAAACAGGAAAUCGUAGAACCGGAUAAGGAAUCCACAGAUACUGUGCUGUCUUCUGGAGAUGUAACUGUGGCAAGCGUCUCAGGAAAGAAAGAAACUGAGCUACAGCUUCACGCAGAACACACAGACGAAAACACUUAUCAAGAAAAACAGAAAGAAACUGUGGAAAUCAGCCAGUUUGGUGAGUCUUUACUAAGAGCUCUGGCUGAAGAAUCUUCAAUCUCACAGACCCAAGCAGCAGAAACAAAACGACAGUGGGAUCCAAGUGAACUUUCAUCCAGCCCUUCCAAUGAUGGCACAUCAGAAUCAGCCUUUGGAGGGAGGAGGAAAAAAUUUGGAUCAAAUCGGAAGUCAGGGUUACAAAGAAAACCUGACCAAAAUGCACAAAAGGAAGAUGAAGCUGGACUGAUAGAGGGAGGUGCUCUCAAGACAGCUGGAAGAGAAGAAUCACCAGGGCUGAGAAAAAUAUCAGAGGUUGAUGAAAAUGGGCAGAAACCAUCUUCCAGCACUGAUAUUUUAGGAGCUACAGGGUCUUCAAAAUCUAUGAGGGACAAGACACCAGAGAAACUUGCCCAUCGUAAUAUCCGCUUGGAUCAAGAGAGUGGGGGUCAGCUUUCUUUUGGUGCCACUAGUGGCGCAGAUAAAUCAGACGGCUACAACGUGGUGAUGAUUGGAGAGAGCUGCGUCGGAAAGACUUCCUUCAUGAAAAGAGCUCAGAGUGGGAAGUUUUCUUUAGACAUUCCUGCCUCUGUUGGCCUUGAUUCCUGCAAGUGGACUGUGGUAGUAGAUGGAAAACCUGUGGUUCUUCAGUUGUGGGACACAGCAGGUCAAGAAAGGUUUCACAGCAUCACCAGACAAGUGUUCCACAAAGCCCAGGCUUUUCUCCUGAUGUAUGACAUCACUUCCUCUCAAAGUUUUUCAGCGGUCAGCUACUGGGCUAACUCCAUUCAGGAAGCUGCUGCAGAAGAUGUGACUGUUUUGCUCCUGGGAAACAAAAGCGAACAUGCAAAGCGACAAGUUAAAACGGAGCAGGGGGACAUCCUUGCUAAGGAAUAUAACUUUGAAUUCAUGGAGUGCAGCGCUGCCACAGGUGACAAUGUCAUAGAGGCUUUGGAGGCAGUGGCCAGGAUGCUGAGUCAGAGAGCUGACCUGCUGAAAGAGGAAGUCACCGUUUUACACAAAGAGCCAGCGCAGAGGAAGAGCUCUAAAUGUUGCUGAACAGAUGCGCUUGUUUCACAAACAAAGCAAGAGGUGAUAUCCUGCAAAUAGUGGAGACAAUUUCCUGAGUAGACUGUACCUAACAAGAUGGUUAUAAAGAUGCUAGAACUUAAUUUCUCUUUCUUGUAAUUGCUUGUAUUAUGUGGAAUGGGGAUUUUAUUGUGAUAUAUCCAACAAAAGUAAGUAAUGGGCUUUCAAAUUUUUUUAUAACUCAGUUGUUUGGGGUAAAAGGGAAUUUUAAGAGUUAUUUAACUGUGCAUCAAGGGGCUCUGGCUCUUGUUUGAAUUUAAGUUUAAGAAGUCGUCUUCCAUAUUUAUAUUGAGGUAGUCCCAAGAUUUUCUGUUGGGAAACGUUUCCUUUAGCACAGUUUGGAUGUCCUCACUUCCAUGUUUUAUUGUGCACAUUUUUAAGUAAGGUGUUUACUCUGAUCAGGGUUCUGUUGCAUGUGGAAAAGGACCAGUUUUUCUUGUAUUUGUUCUCAUAAACUCUGUUCUGAAUUGUGUUUUAAAUAAUAUUUUUGGCACACAUCCUCCUUGCAGAGGUCCCAGCUGCCAGGUUGCUCAGAUAAUGAAUUAAUUUCAUUCCCUCUAUGAUUAAAAGCAGUGGUUGUAAAAAUAUUUUUCAGUCCAAAUGUAGCAUUUUUUUUUUAUUAUUACACUGAUGUGCAUUUCCAACAUAACUCAUGCCAAUGAGAAACCCAGAGACACAAUCAAUCACACAGUAAAAUUGUUCUAAUCUCAUGUUCUAUUCUCAAUAAACUCCCACUUCAACAAUUUA